Messenger RNA from Gadus chalcogrammus (walleye pollock), 796 nucleotides. RefSeq lists its product as uncharacterized. Lineage: Eukaryota; Metazoa; Chordata; Actinopteri; Gadiformes; Gadidae. The record is from RefSeq and is a predicted model, not a curated record. The coding region runs from base 155 to 796 and encodes 213 amino acids. The transcript has 3 exons.
GCUGGGAGAGGGGCAUCGCGCCCUCUUCCCGGCGAUCCUCACCUACAAGCUUGCCUGCGACCGGCGGGUCAUCAUCCAGCUGCGUGAGCGUACUCGGGGGAACAGCGCCACGCAGCUGCAAAAAAAACUCUGUGAGGCACACACAGAGGCCUGGAUGCGGCGGUCCAUACACUACCUCAGCGUCAUGGAGCCCUUCACGUCGACGGGUGUCGUGCGCCAGUGCACCCCACCGCCGAAACCAUCGCCAGACGUGCCGCAGUACGGCUGGCUGUUGGUGGUGUACUGCCACGACAUCCUGUCUCGCCUGGAGGACGUGAAGGCCCGGGUCACCUCAGUCUUUGGAUCCAUCCUGAAGAUGGAUUCGACCAAGAAGGUGACCCGGAAGCUCGCCGGUGCCGCCGCCCAUACCGCAGCCUGGGCGACCAACGUGGGCAACGAGCACGGGCAGGUGCUAAUGUCCGUGCUCACGGCCACCGAGGGGGGUGGCCUGUUGCCCAUGGCCGCGGGGUUAAUGCGGCGGUACCGGGACGCUGGGGUAGCGCAGCCUCGGCUCCUCUAUGUCGACCGGGACUGCUGUUCGUCCCACGAACGCAGCAACUGCUGCGUUCCAGGAGUGGGACAAGCUGGUGGUCCGGCUGGACAUUUGGCACCUGAUGCGACGCUACGCAUCAGGUGUCACAACCGAGAGAGCCAACAGCUCUACAAGCCCCUCCUGCAGCAGCAGUCUGCCAGUAUCUUCCUGUGGGACCCAGAGGACACAGCCCGGUUGCUGAACGCCAAGAGGAGGACGCUAUAG